Molecule: messenger RNA, 780 nt
Organism: Schistocerca nitens (vagrant locust)
Lineage: Eukaryota; Metazoa; Arthropoda; Insecta; Orthoptera; Acrididae
Product: M protein, serotype 5-like
Exons: 2
Coding region: 1-780 (259 amino acids)
Source: RefSeq, a predicted model, not a curated record
AUGUUGGUAGACUUGAUAAAGAAGACUAACGAAUCACUAAAAAGUUUACAAGAAAAUAACGCAUCACUAAAGGAAGAUUUACAAGAAAAUAGAGAAGAGGAAAGAAUAUUCCGAGAAUCAGUAGAGAAAGGUUUACAAGAAACGAGAGAAUCACUAAAGGUUUUACAAGAAAAUAACGCAUCAUUAAAGGAAGAUUUACAAGAAACUAUAGCACAAGAGAUCAAAACAUUGCAGAUGAAGAUGGAAUGUAAUCUGAAGAAGGAAAUGCAGGAGCUACAAGAACGACUGAAGAUGGACAUCAACGAGAAAGAGAAGAAGCUACAGAAGAGCAUAGACCAAGUCCAGGGAGACGUGGAGAAGGUGGAAGGAAAGUUAACAAAAAAGAUGGAAGACGAUAUUGAAGAAACGAAAGCCAAAUUGGGAGAAAGAAUCAACGAAGUGGAAACAAAUUGCAAUCAUCGAAUCGCCGAGGUGACGCAGAUGCAGAAACAAUGCAAUGAGGCGGUUAAGGGGAUAGGAGAUAGGCAAAACCAACUGGCUGUCAAUCUGAGAAAUGCUAUAGCCAUGCAACGAGAAGAGGAUAACAAGAGAGUGCAGCAAUUGGAGAGCAAGACAGAAGAAAUCGAUAAACGAAUUAGCAAUGCCACCUUAACCGUUGGGGAAGAGGAAGAGGUGGCAGUCAUAGAUACAGGAACCAUGGUGGUGAACGUCAAUGGGGAAAUGAUUGGAGAAGGAGUGAAGAACCAAGAGAUCGUGAGAGAAGAUGGGAUAGGCGAAUGA